AUGGAUGAGGAGCGCGCGUUUCACGAAGCGCACGCGAGGUCGAGAGGGGACAUGGGGACGGUGAUGGCGGUACUCAUGCGUAGCCCGUUUCGUCGGGAACGGGGGAUGGUGUCGAGAUUUAGGAAUAACUCGCUUCGGCGAUUGCAGCGAGUGCUGCAGAUGAAAAAUUUGAGCCUGGACGGGAAGAAUAAGAUGGAGGUGGUGAAGGCGUUCGAGGCGUACUGGGCGUUUAGAUGCAGAGAGGGGUUACCGGGGGAGGACGUGCAGAGUUUCGGAAGGCGACUGAACAAUCACGCGAACGGGCUGAUGACGCGGUGCGCCGAGGCGCUGCGAAAAGAGCUUCGGAGCGUUAUUGCUCGUCCCGAGUGGCACGCGGAUGACGCGAAUGAGCGUGGUAGGGAGGCGUUGAUGAAUAGUAAUGUAAUUGCGGCGGCGGCGGCCGCGGCGGCAACGGCGGUGAAGGAAGAGAAGGAUGAGGGUAUGCAACCAACCGCGGCGCGAAUCACGGAGGACGGGAAACUCAAAUUCGUCCUGCAGCUCUUUCCAAAGGACGACGACACGGCGAAGCGCAUGAACAAGCACGGAUACAAUCCGCUGUGUGAGCUGACGUUUAGGCACAAAAAGUCCGUUCCGGGUUUGGUGUUGCACCUGAGCGAAAAGUGGGUGAAAGCCAGUCCUAGCCCGAGUCACAUCUUGCAGUUGCACCCGUUCGAGGCGGAUGGCAAGGUGGGUCCAUGGAACGCGACGCUGGAGAAUGCGACGGCUUUGGAUGUGUACAACGCCCUCGGUGAGCCGUAUUGCUUCCGUUUGCGUUACUGCUGGGAAGAUAGACACGCCGCGAUCGCGGCGACGAAGUCGAGGACGCCGCCAAGUAGCGGGAAGCGAAAAGCUGCCGCCAUCUCUUUGGGCGGCAUCUCCCUUGACACCGCGCUCAACUUUGACCCGAUUCCCGGCGAUACGCCCGCGGUGAAGGCUCAAAAACCAGUAGUGGAUCUCAACGGCGAACUCACUUUUGGCGAUUUCGAAGGACGAGGGUUUUCAAACAUGUUCGCGCCGACGAGAGACGGACACACGCGUCUGAACGCGAGCCGUCAGCCUUUCGCGAGCGUCAACUCUCCGACAAAGACGAACGGUUUCGCCCGAAUAUUUGCGUCGCCCGAGAAGAAAAAGUCACUCGCACCUUCCGAUGACUCGCUUCUUCGCGUCCUGGACGGCAUCGAGGAUAAUGAAGGCGGAGAUCCAUCCGUGGCGGACCCAAUUUCUGGCAUGGCCAUCGGUGAUUCGCUCUUCGGUCCGGGGGACUCGAUGUUCCACAACGCCAUCCUGGGCGGCGGAGAAACGCGAUCGCGCGCGGCCGGAAGAAAGAGUGGUUCGCACGGCCCAAUGAAUUUUGCCGGCAUGUUUACAAAAAAGAGUUGA
Messenger RNA from Ostreococcus tauri, 1419 nucleotides. RefSeq names its product unnamed product. Gene Ontology annotation, cellular component: nucleus. Gene Ontology annotation, molecular function: chromatin binding. The transcript has a single exon. The record is from RefSeq and is a predicted model, not a curated record. Gene Ontology annotation, biological process: pattern specification process. Bases 1 to 1419 code for a protein of 472 amino acids. Lineage: Eukaryota; Viridiplantae; Chlorophyta; Mamiellophyceae; Mamiellales; Bathycoccaceae.